This is a messenger RNA of Drosophila serrata, 5563 nucleotides long. RefSeq lists its product as uncharacterized. Lineage: Eukaryota; Metazoa; Arthropoda; Insecta; Diptera; Drosophilidae. The record is from RefSeq and is a predicted model, not a curated record. Gene Ontology annotation, cellular component: membrane.
GGUUGUUGGUAUUGCUCGAACGUUCGCAAAAAACUGUUGAAAAUACUUGGAUAAAAUACUUGUGUGACAAAAUAGUAAUUUAGCAAAUAAUUCUGUUGUGUGAAGAGUUCUAAAUAGCGUGUGCAAAAUGUAUUUUUUGGCAUUGCUUGCGUUCAUUGGAAAUGCCAAAGAUGGAAACGCGGUGAGCUCAAGCCUAGUACCCGGUGGCCACUGCCGCGACUACAAUGGGAAGUUAUACGAGACGGGCAUGCACUACAUGCCCGGACCCGACUCCUGCCGCCUGUGCACCUGCGACAGCGGACUGCCCAAGGCCUGUAAGAUGGUACUCUGCGAGGCGUUCAGCAAGUGCAAGUCUUUUCAGACCGUUGGUAGCGGCAAUAAUUGCUGCGAGGUGAUCUGCCUGGACGACCAGUUCAGCGACGGGAGCACGGACUUUGGCAUUUGACUGGUGGCCAGUGGCAUCACGGCCACGCUCUCGCUUUCAUUGCUCUUCUUCCUGGUCAAUCGGUUGCGGCAGCGCAAGAUGCGAGCGCGGGAGAAUCGCCAGAAUGCUGAGGAUCAGCGCAGCAUCGUGGGCAGCAUUGGUUACAUUGCCGGAAACAUGGGCUACAUGGAGGGCAAUCUAAGCGCCAUUGACUACUCCUAUGGCGGCGCUGCCACCCACUAUCCCUUGUGGAAGCCGCACUUCCCGCGAGGCGAAGCUCCACCGCCUUAUGAGGAAGCGGUGGCUAUUUCACAAGCGGAAGCCUUGAGCGCACAGUGCACGGUGAGCCUACCAGCCAGCAGCUCUCAGAGAGCGGUGGCCACUGUCAGCCAGCAACAGCAGCAGGCGGUGGCUCAAGCCCAAGCACAGGCUCAGGCACAACAGAUCCAGGCGCAGGUACAGGCUCACCAGCACCUUCAGCAGCACACGCUUCAACUGCAUACUCAGCCGCAGCAGCACCACCAGCCGUAUACCCAACAACUGGUCGCGCAUCCGCAUGCUCAGCAUAGCCACCAGUUGGCCGCGGCCGCUCCAGUACUGCCCCAAUCGAACCAGUACACCCAGAGCACCACAAACUUGAUUAACAUUAACAUCAACAGUGGCGGAGUAACCACCAUAGCCACCGGGGAGAACCACCAACCGCCUUACAGCUUGCAGAGUGAGCAGCAGCAGCAGCAGCAGCUUACCUUGGAGCAACAUCAUCAUCAGCAGCAGCAGCAGCAACAGCAACACCUUAUGCAGCCUCCGGUAAGCAGUGGAUCUAUUUGUCUGCAGGCCAUGCCAAAGCCGCCAGUCUCCGCGGAGUGUAGCUACAAGAACUGCCAUCUCAACAUCAGCGCCAGUGUGACCACAGCGGCGGCCAGUUCGAGUUCGGCUGUCUACUCGACGGGCCGCAGGACGACACCUCGCGGAUCGCAAGAGCUGCUCCACCAGCUGCCACAGCAGCAACAGUAUCUCACCGUAGCCGACGUGGAAAUCAAUGCAAGCGCCAGUGCCGCUAGCUAUCAUUCCCUACCAGCAGCCAGUGGGGAACUUCAGGCCACGCCCACUCACGCCCAGGUGUUGCAGCACCAGCAGCAGCAGCAGCAACAUCUGCUGGCGGCCAUAUCCUCCCCGGCAAUGGAGCUCCUGCAACCCCUGGAAAUUGCUACAAUAUCAGCUACACCAGCGUCAAGUACAGCGGAUUCGGUAACGCAGACGACACAAAUGCCUCUGCACGGAACCCUAAAGAACAGCCAACAACAACAGCAGCAGCAGCUCAGCAAGACUCCAUCUAGUUCGCGUCGCUACCAUCGCACGAUUCCGCGAUAUUUCGCUGUGGCCGAUCCUCUGCAGGUAAAGCCGAAGACCAGCAACAGCUCUACAUCCACAUCGGAAGUGGGCACAAAGCAGGCCAACAAGAAACCCAUGUGCCAGUGUCCCAUCCAGCACGUACCGAUGACCUACAUGGGGAGCACUGCCAACGCCAAUGCCUUUCUUAGCGGAGCUGGCAAGUUGUUUGCCACCACCUCAAGCAGCAGCAGCUCGACGCCCACCUGCUCCCUGUCACCGGGGGCGGCGACAUCUGGCGGUGUCCGGCAUGCGGCCACCUUAGCCUAUGGACAGCGAGCCAAAUCAUCGACCAAUCUGCAGCAGCACGCCCAGGACUUAAUCACGGCAGCGGCGGGUGGAGGGACUUUAAGGCGGAGCGGAUGUGGCCACGAGCCAAAGAUAGCCACCAUCUCCAAACAGGUGGGCGAUGAGACUCACAGUCCGCAUCUCGUAUCAGGUGGCGGGGUCAAUGUGUCCGCCAUCAUUCCACCGCCUCCGCUGCAGCAUCCCGAAGAGGUUUCCGCCCCUCCGAUUGUGCUGGGACGCGUUCAAAAGCGUUCAUCCAGUAGCUCUGCGGAACGGGGUCGAAGUACGAGUGGGGGGAGCGGUAGCGCUAACGGGGGACGUAGUGCGUCCAGCGGGGGCGGUGAUUCCCUCUCCAGCGCGUACUUGAAUCGAAAGGUUGAUGCCUACUUGAGUUUGACGCAGAAACAGCAGCAACAUUUCUAUAACCAACAACAACAUCAGCAGCAGCAGCAUCAUCAAGAUCUAAGCAAUCCGACUUUACCACCGAAACUCUACAAAAGCCUAACGAAUUUAAAGAGCGCCACCGUGGUCACCACAUCCUCCUCCUCCUCGUCCGCCAGCGGCAGCAACGCCGUGUCCACCAUCUACACCCUAAGCAAGCCGUCAUCCAGUGGGCAGCGCAAGGAGCAGACUCCCACGCUAACGCUGCCGCCGGCGAGUCCGGGCGCAGGAUGCGGAGAGAAACUUGCCAGCGGAAAGAUCAACUCGAGCACAUUCUAUCCGCUGGCCAACCACGUCACGUACACACUGCCCAAAAACAUCAGCGGAAAGGUAUCCCUGAACAGCACCAUCAACAGUGUGGUCAGCAAGGUGCCCUCAGUGAUCAGCAUUCCGCCGGACAGCAGCUCGAUUGGCCAGGGAGGAGCUCCGGCAAAAAGCACCACACUGCCAAAGAUAUUGCGGGUCAAGCGAGAGACUCGAGCAGGAACGGGCACAAGUCCGGCGAUUGCCCAUUGCCAAAUGCCAACGUACCCGUUGACUCCAAAGAGCAACAGCAGCGGCGCCGGCUCCGGGGGAUCCAGCAAACGAUCGCCCAACAAACAGUUACCCGUGUGCACCACUUCGAAGAAUUGUCUGAACCCCAAGGAGCACUUUCUGCCCAACGACACCAGCUUGGAUGAUGACUACCUUAGUGAGUGCGAGAACUGCAAGAUAGCCCAGAGUGCCAAGUAUUAUUUGGAUGCGGAAAUGAACGGUGGCAGCUCUACGGCCUCGCACCAGGAGACGAUGACUCUACAGCGCAAGUCGCUGGAGGAAACCAUGGAAGAGCCCCACGACAGCUACUACCGGAAUUCGCACACUCUGCCCAGUAAUGCCAAGAAGCAUGGUUCAGUUAGUAAAAACAACCAGGAGUCUUGGCAGUUCUCGACGAUUCCCGCUGCCAGCUCAUCGGAGGAGGAUGUUAACGAAUGAGAUUUAAGCCAUUUUCUUUAAGAUGCCCGAUCGAUCCCAUGCCCCGAAGCGCAUCCUAAAGAAAACGCAGGCUCCAAACACAUCCAAACACUAUCCCAAUCCCCGGAAGGCAAAUAAACUUGAGUAGAGCGAAGUUAAAACUACUAAAGGCUGCUGCAAAGAAGGAUAGAAAUCGUGUGUAUAUAUAUAUAACUUGAAUAUACUAUAAUUUAAGGCAAAAAAUAUGUGUGAGUAGGAGGUGGCAGAGUAACCAAUUGAUUGUUAGAUAUUAGCUAUGGCGAUAAGCAUCAACCCAACAGCAGCAUGUAAGUCCGCGUGUUUGUUAAAUGCACACCUGUAUGUAUAUCUAUGUAUGUAUGUAAUUGAAUCUGUAUAUUAUGCGAUAGAAUAAGAGAGUCAGGCCGAGGAAAUAAAUCAAUUAUAGCCCAUGCAUUAUUAGCGGAACUGUUAAAUAUUUAGCAUAUAUAUGUAUAUGAAAUUGAUAAUUAGGAUGUCAAGCCCAACUGCCAUCUGCCAUUUUGCCAAUGUUAACUGUCAAUAAUUGUGUAUGUAUGUAAAAUCUAAACAACUUUUUAUAUACUAUAUAGGUACUGACCAAAAGUCAAGGUAUUCUUCCCCUGCAGCUGCACCGAACAUUGCACAAAACAACUUGUAGGAUAAACCAAUUGACAUCUGCAUAUACAUACAUACAUAUAUGUAGAGGAAAGAAUAGAAUACGUAUUAGAAUUGAAAUCUCAUUCCGACAUUGCAUUCCAUCCCAUUUGCCCCGCUUUAUAAAUACCAAUUGAAAUUGUAAUUUUUUUUCCAAAACUGAAUCGAAAUGAAUGUACCAUAUAAAAUAAAAGAAAACUAAGUCAGUUUAUAGGAGUAAGAAAUCGUUUUUCGAACAUGCUAGGCGUAGGCGGUGUGAAGGUUUAUAGACAUUAGACGGUUUCUUGAUCGAUAACGAAGGACUUGCUAGAGAAUAACUUUCGUUUGCUUCUUAAUGACAGUCUAAUGCCAACGAUACGAGCACGAUAUAUAAGCAUAUAAGUAAAUGUAUAUGAAAUACAGGUAGAGGAGUAUUAGGGUCUUGAAAGGAAAGGCUCUCUAUUAAAGAAUGAAUUGUCUGAUUUAAUCAAUUUUGCAAAAACUAGUCGAUACUAAGCCAGGAGUUAUGCAAGCAAUUAGUCAAAGCCUAUAUUGGACAAACGCCAAAGUUACCCGAGAGGAAAUUUCCCUGAUUUUAGACUUAGUUUUCUUAUAUAUAGUAUAUUUUAGUUCUAACAUUCUCCAAGGACAAGGACAGGAACUUGGCAAUGGUUUUUGUUCCGCUUUUGGUUGUAAUCGAUCUCAGACCUGAUAAACUGUAUUGUGUUCAACGGAUGCUCAAAAUAGCUGUAAUACAUUCUGAUAAGUGUAAAUGGUACAAUUUGUUGCUUAAGUUCGUACUUACUACAUAUUGUAUGUUCAACGAAGACUUGCUGUUAUCAAAUGCUCAAAGCGUGUACUGACCACAACGCAAUCGUGUCGCCCCAAGAACCCGGGGAGAGUAGUUUAGCGAACAAAAAAAAAUUAAAGUAUUACAAAACUUACUCAAUAGUAUUAAAUAAACUAAAAUCAAACGUUUUUCAAUAUAUACUUAUUAGUCGAGUCGAGUCGUUUAUCAAAAUUUAGUUUCCAACUAUUCAAUGAACAGAAAAACAACAUAUGUACAUCACGGCUAAGUACGAAUUUUUAUUCAAUAAGCUACAUAUAUAUUUACUAUUAAACGACGUCUCAAGAAAACCAAAUAUAUUGAAUUAACACGCUAAAAAUACUUGGUAAUGGUAGUAUAAUAAUUGCAAACCAUAAACAAGAAAUAAUAAUUAAACUAGUGUGUGGAAUAUAGUUAAAACAAAUUUACCAAAAUCGAAUAAAAACCAAACUCGUUUCAACCCACAAAUUAUUCAAUACAAUUCAAGUCGAUAUUGAGAUUUGUAUGGAUAAUUGCUUAAACAAACCAAAAUAUUACGAGUAUCAAUGUGUUAAUUGAACAAAAGUCGUAUUGUAACUAUUUAAAUUUAAUUG